GUCAUGCUGCGUCUUACUGGACAGGCUGGUUGGACCGAGAUAAUCCUUCAGGCACAGGGGACUGGGAAACGUAUCGUUCUUUUAAAAAGGUAAAUCCAAUUAAAGUUGAGAUCUGAACAUAUAAUUUAACAUUGGCCAUGUAACAACGACUUAAAUGCAUCCAUACAGUAUAUACGUACACGAGCGCUUAUACUGAUAUUCCUAACAAUUUCCUGCUUUUACUAUCCUACUCCAUAUCCUAUAAACCUAAUCCUUAUGCUUAUGUUACCCUAUGCAACUUUUGUUUAUCUUAACCGUAUACCUUAAUCUUAACUUAUAUUAUCCUAUAUCUUAAAUAUUAUCUUAAAGGACAGUGGCAAUAAAAUUUUUUAUUGCUUUCUCUGAAAGACCAUGAAAAAAUAAGCGGAUUGGCCGUUUACUGCUCUAUUCUAUCUCAUCUGGUUCCGCAGUUAUACGCAAAAAUGUGUAAAAUAUAAAUUGCUGAUUCAGCACAAAGUGUGACGUCAUUAGUUGGGUAGGUAGUUUAUUGAAUAGUAAACUAAAGCAUAGCUAAGUUAUUAUUGGCUCAAAUCAAAUAAAAUUUUGCAUACAGAUAGUACAUGAUGAGAUGCAAGGGAAAAUGCUUUUAAUUUUGUUGUCAAGGCAACACAGUCGUUCCCAGGCCCUUUACACUGAUUUUGAAUAACUAGUUGCAUUUAUCUAUGUGUAUGUCGUUUUCGAAUUAUUACAUGCAAGUAAACUUUUGGCAAGAUUAGGUAUGGUACGCAUACUUCUGAUAUUAUUUUAUCCUUAUCAGUACCAUGAAUAAAGCUGUUUUAUAAAAUUGGCGCAAGGGGCCUGGGAACGACAUUGUUACCUUGGCAACAAAAUUAAAAGCGUUUUUCAAUGCGUCUCAUCAUGUACAAUCAGUAUGCUAAAUUUCAUUUGCUUUGGGCCCAUAAUAACUGAGCUAUGUUUCAGUUUACUAUUCAAUAAACAUACUUACCCAACUAAUGACGUCACACGUUGCGCUGAAUCAGCAAUUUAUAUUUUGCACAUUUUUGCGUAUAACUUCGGAACUAGAUGAGAUAGAAUAGAGCAUUAAACGGCCAACCGGCUUAUUUUUUCAUGCUCUAAGCAAUAACAAUUUUGGUUGCCACGGUCCUUUAAUUUAACCCUAUAUCCUUAUAAUCUCUUCUUAACUAUAUAACUAUAUACCUUUAUUCUUAUAUCUUAGCUACAAUCUUCUUGGACAAAACCCUUGAGAUCAUUCCACCAAAUAUUAUAAAGUUAUGGAACAUUGACAAAACAAACUCCUCCUCCCCUCCCCUCCCCUUCCCUUCCCAGUUCAAUGUUUUAACAACGCCGAAACAACUUUUGGUAAUAUACCUGACAUAAGCUCAACAUUGAUUUGGGGGAGCGGUGGCUUUAGAAGGGCAACAUGAUUCAACAUGGAAUUCAUCAUUUAAAAAUAUACGAAUUUUGUAUAGGUGAAAAAAUAGUCUCAACCAGUUAUAUCCAAGAUUGUGGCUAUAUAUUCUUAAUCUUAUUUAACCACAUAUAUAUAUAUAUAUAUAUAUAUAUAUAUAUAUAUAACUACAUGUAGUUAGAUAUUGCUCUAUGGCCUUUGGGUCAUAUUGAGCACUCUACAGGGUGAGCCAUUGCUGCUUACGCAUUGUGCGCAUGCUCACUGCUUGCAGUUUGAGCACUCUGGCAAUGGUUUGAUGUCCCACAUUCGUGAGACAUCAAAGGUAACUAUUAAUAGUGGUUACUUUCAUCCUGCUCAUCAGCACUACACUGAUGAGGCCCAAAAGGCGGAAACGGUACCGUUUCAAUAAAGAUAUAUAUAUAUAUAUAUAUAUAUAUAUAUAUAUAUAUAUAUAUAUAUAUAUAUAUAUAUAUAUCUUUAUUUGUAUCUUAACCCUACAACCUUAAUCAUCAGGACCAGCCAGAGGAGUUAGCAGAAUCGAAUACUAAUAUAUUCGAUAAUGGGUUGUUCAGUAAAUCAGUAUACCUAAAAGUCUAGCUACAAUCAUUUUCAAAAUAGUUGGGACACAUGCGGUUUUAGGUCAUAAGUGCAUGGAUAUAUGCAAUAGCAAAUUAUUUCAAACAACUUUAGGUCCCUACCCCUCCACUUCCCUUGUUGUUUACUCGAUCGCACACCAAGGUAAGAUGGUAACUGAGACUCAACAUUCAAAAAACGGCGGGGGAGGGGGGAUGGGCGGAUCGACGUUUGUCAAAAUAAUAGGCACUUGGGGCAUCUGUCCAAACCAUUUCAAAAUUAUUGAAGUAUAAAUAUGCCUGCCUGAGUAUCAAUCCUUUAGGUAAAUGUAGGAUACUAUAUCCCAGCAUUUUAACCUAUUUUAACAAUAAAAUAUAUCCUGCAUAUAUAGCCAAUUCAAAAAAAGAUUGUCCUUUGCAAACCUAUAAACUCUAAACCUUAAACCUUUUAAAACUCUAAGCGUGCAAAGCAUAAUGGGAGCACAAGUUUCAAGCUUUGUAGUUGAAUAUUGCAGCUUCUGUGAAUGAGUUGUUCUCAUAAGGAGAUAUUUACCAUGUCUCUAAGAAAUGGCCCCCAUAUAUUAUUUCUAAACUGAUUAAAAUGUGCUCCCAUUAUGCUUUGCACGCUCAGAGUUUAAGGUUUAGAGUUUAAAGUUUGCAAAGGACAACCUUUUUUGAAUCAGCUGUAUACCAAAAGUAAAAUGGUCUGAAUACCAAUAUACCUGAAACCCCUGACCAGGCCAGAAUCUUAUCUUAACCCUAUAUCCUUUGCCUUAUCUUCAUAGUAAUCCUAACUUAAAUCUAAUCAUGAAUUAUCCUUUACCUGAAAUGAUCGGCUUACCAUAAUAAAUGCAGUUAAACAGCAAAAUUGUACAGAGUGUCUGAUCUCCCAAACUGAAUGUCCCAACUAUAGCUACAUCAGCAUUAAUAACAAACAUGUCCUGUCAAUCCAUUGAUAUUAGGCUGAUAUCGGAAUAACCAACCGUUGAUCAGCUUUCUACAAGACGGUAUACCAAUACUCGAACUUGUCCAAAUUCAGGAAACUAGGUUAAAAUAAUUUUUAAAGAAAAUGGCCACUUGGCUAAAACUGAUCACUUCUAAAUAGCAAGUAAACUGAUUAAUGAAAUGAGAAAGAAUCCCGGGCAGAGAAUAGAAAUGUCAUGAAUUCGCUUUUUAGACAAAUAUUAUAGGGCAUGCAGUUCCCCUUCCCUAGGCCUGUCUGGGUUUCCGCAUCAUUUUUACUAUAGUUUUUCUUAAUAUUAGAUUCCCCUUAUUACGUAUACGUUUUUGUAGCGCUUUGCAUUGUGGUUAUAGUGGUAUUACUGAUAUUCAAGAUGGCUUAUUUUUUGUCCUGACCCGUGAAAGAACUUUUAAAAAAAGCUAGGGUCAGGUGCGCGAUAGCCAACAGCAAAAUAUUCGCGAAAACAUUCAAUAUUAUAUUUUCAUUGAACUGGCCGCUAUCUUUAUCAGUGAUACCAGAUCACAAUGCAAAGCGCCAUACGAAAACGUAAUAAGGGGAAUCUAGUAUUACCUUGGGAACGAGAUAUUGGUGAUAUAUACGAUAUGGAAAAUAAAUCAUCAGUUUAAGGCCAGUGUAGAGUAGAAAUUUAUCAUGACAGAAGACUUUAAACAAUAUAGUAAUCGUAGACUAUAUUUAAAACUAAAGAAUAAUAAUAUUAGGUAGAAAUAGUACAAGAAAUGAAUGAAAAUAAAUAAUAUUAGGUAGAAAUAGUACAAGAAAUAUGAAAACCACAAAACUGUGGAGUAGAGUUUUCACAUGUAUAUAUUAUAUUGUCCUUAUAUGUGCACGUGCUAACGUUCUCUGGUACUAUAUCAAAUAUACUUGCUCGCAUGUCUAGUUCAAUUAUAUCUUUUAUAACAGUUAGAUUGUUAAUUUAAAUGGGUUAGAUAGGUUGCCAUCUCUUUACAAUAUCUAAGAAAUACUUUUAAGUAUUUUUUAUAACCUGCGCCAGUCAGAAUCUUGGUGUCGCAAUCGAGUGAUUCUAGAAGGCGAAUGUGGUCGCUUGAUUGGCAUGAUCAUGAUAUGUUAUUCAAUAUUCAUUCGAUCCAGAAUAAAAAUCUGAUUAUUAGAUUAAAUAUAUAUAUGUUAUUUACCGGAUUGGAGGUCCGUAUAGAGAAAUAUUUCUCGAGGUCUUAAAAACGGCCCGAGGCCGAAGGCCGAGGGACGUUUUUAAGACCGAGAGAAAUAUUUCUCUAUACCGGUAAAUAAUAUGUAUUUUUUUUAAUUCCUCCUCUGCAUGAUUUCCCCAAUCACUCCUCCCGCACGCGAAUGAAGAUGCCAAAUAAAACGUCGUUUCUGUCAAUGCUAUCGGGAAGAGUAAUAUCUUUUGUGAGAUAGUAAAAUUCGCUUUCACUGUGUUCUUCAUCGUCUGCAGACAUUUUAAUAUUUUAAAAAGUAGCCUUUAAACUCGUCUUUAAAUUUUGAAAAAUAAAAACAUUGGCUCUACGGCUUUAAAUCUCGCGCGGUCCGUACGGGCUCAUACGGACCGCUCACGUAGCCAAUCAGAUUGCAGAAAAGCGUAAAAUAUGACUUCGGACCGCAAGAAAAAAAAUAAAAUGUGGUAAGAUCACAAAAUAAGUACGGGUAAUUUUUGGGACACCUUGUAUAAAUAAUGUAGUCGAAAUCAUUUUCUCUAGGCACCAUGUCACCCUGGCUACAAACCAAUUGACGCCAAAUGUAGAGUGAAGUACGGAAAAGCACCCUGGUAUAAGGCAAAUGAAGAGAUUCCUGCCGCUUGCUAUCGAUGUACACCCACGGGCUUCGCUUGUAAAAAUGCUGAUCAACCCGAUCGUCGUUGUAAAGACUACGAAAUACAGUUUUUGUGUUAUAGACGUAAGUAUAUAUCAUGCUGAGGUCACAGGUCUCUACUAUAAAUUAGGUCUGGAUGGUAGAAAAAGCAUUUAAAUUAAAUUAAAAUGGGAUUUGGACAAUUGGACUAUUGGAUUUAUAAAAAAAAGGAAUCGCUAGAAUUAUUUCAGUGCAGCUAACGAAGAUCGUGUGACUGCCUACUCUCGUGCACUAUCUGGCUUUACUGCACUCACUCACUUGAAAUAUCAUAUUAAUGUUAUAUUAUAUUUUUCUUUAUAGGACAUUAG
Messenger RNA from Paramuricea clavata, 5097 nucleotides. NCBI's taxonomy places the organism in Eukaryota, Metazoa, Cnidaria, Anthozoa, Malacalcyonacea, Plexauridae. The record is from the annotation of a GenBank genome assembly.